CAACAUAUGCCUAACAAACCUCAUCGUUGGGGUUAUAAAAUGUUUCUUUUAGCUGGUGGUGAAAGUGGCAUUUGUUAUGAUUUUCUUUUCUAUGUAGGUAAAUCUGAUAUUGAUAGACAGGAACAAGGUUUUUGUACAAAAGUUGUUCUUGAAUUAUGUGAAACUGUACCAUGUUCUACCAACCAUAAACGUUUUUUUGAUAACUAUUUUACAACAAUUAAACUUCAAGUUGAGUUGAAAAAGUUGGUAUUUAUUCCGUAG
Molecule: messenger RNA, 261 nt
Organism: Didymodactylos carnosus
Lineage: Eukaryota; Metazoa; Rotifera; Eurotatoria; Philodinida; Philodinidae
Source: the annotation of a GenBank genome assembly